AUGCCGAGGCCCACCUUGUCAGUCACUUCCUUCUGUCACCGGCUGGGCAAACGGGAGAGAAAACAGAGCUUCAUGGGAAACAGCAGCAACAGUUGGGCCCACGCGACAUUCCCCAAGUUGGAGCUGGGCCUGGGGCCCCGGCCGGCUGCGCCCCGGGACCUCCCCGCCUGCUCCAUCUGCCUGGAGCGGCUGCGGGAGCCCAUCUCGCUGGACUGUGGCCACGACUUCUGCCCCCGGUGCUUCAGCACACACCGCAUCCCAGGCUGCGAGCCACCCUGCUGCCCUGAGUGCCGGAAGAUCUGCAGGCAGAAGAGGGGCCUCCGCAGCCUGGGGGAGAAGAUGCGGCUCCUGCGGCAGCGGGCGCUGCCUCCCGUCCUGCAGGAGACCUGUGCAGUGCGGGCAGAACCGCUGCUCCUGGUGCGCGUCAACGCCUCCGGAGGCCUCAUCCUCAGGAUGGGCGCCAUCAACCGCUGCUUGAAGCACCCCCUGGCCAGGGACACCCCCGUCUGCCUCCUCGCUGUCCUGGGGCAGCAGCACUCAGGGAAGUCCUCGCUCCUCAACCACUUGCUCCAGGGCCUGCCCGGCCUGGAGUCCAGAGAGGGCGGCUGGCUACGAGGGGCCGAGGGGUCCCUGCCGGGCUUCGGCUGUGGCGGCAAUGGCCUCACCAGGGGCAUUUGGAUGUGGAGCCACCCCUUUCUGCUGGGGAAGGAGGGCAAGAAGGUGGCUGUGUUCCUGGUGGACACUGGGGACGCCAUGAGCCCUGAGCUGAGCAGAGAGACGAGGAUCAAGCUCUGCGCACUCACCAUGAUGCUGAGCUCCUACCAGAUCCUCAACACCUCCCAGGAGCUGAAAGACACAGACCUGGACCACCUGGAGAUGUUCGUCCACGUGGCGGAGGUGAUGGGCAAGCAUUAUGGGAUGGUGCCAAUCCAGCACCUGGACCUCCUGGUGCGCGACUCCUCCCACCCCAGCAAGGCGGGGCAGGGGCACGUGGGCGAGGUCCUCCAGAAACUGUCCGGCAGAUAUCCCAAGGUCCAGGAGUUGCUGCAAGGACGGCGAGCCCGCUGCUACCUGCUGCCUGCUGCGGGGAGACAGUGGGUGGACAAAGACCACGGCGGCGCCGGAGGCGGAGCCGAGGAUGACUGCGGCCGCCUGCUGGGGGCCUACGUGCUGGACGUGCUGAGCGCAGCCCCCCAGCACGCCAAGAGCCGCUGCCCAGGGUACUGGAGCGAGGGGCGCGCCGUGGCCCGAGGAGACCGACGCCUGCUCACGGGACAGCAGCUGGCCCAGGAGAUCAAGAACCUAUCUGGCUGGAUGGGGAGGACGGGGCCUGGUUUCAGCUCCCCGGACGAGAUGGCGGCGCAGCUGCACGACCUGAGGAAAGUGGAGGUUGCCAAGAAGGAGUUUGAGGAGUACGUGAGGCAGCAGGACUUAGCCACCAAGCGCAUCUUCUCGGCGCUCCGCGUGCUGCCCGACACCAUGCGGAACCUCCUCUCCACCCAAAAGGACGCGGUCCUGGCGCGGCACGGCGUGGCCCUGCUGUGCAAGGGCAGGGAGCAGACCCUGGAGGCCCUGGAGGCCGAGCUGCAGGCCAUGGCCAAGGCCUUCAUGGACUCCUACACCAUGCGCUUCUGUGGCCACCUGGCAGCCGUGGGGGGCGCCGUGGGGGCGGGGCUCAUGGGUCUGGCGGGGGGCGUGGUGGGGGCGGGCAUGGCAGCAGCGGCGCUGGCGGCCGAGGCUGGGAUGGUGGCGGCCGGGGCUGCCGUGGGGGCCACGGGGGCGGCCGUGGUCGGGGGCGGCGUGGGUGCUGGGCUGGCUGCCACCGUGGGCUGCAUGGAGAAGGAAGAGGACGAGCGGGUACAGGAAGGAGACCGGGAGCCCCUCCUGCAGGAAGAGUAG
Lepus europaeus (European hare) is the source of this 1899-nucleotide messenger RNA. RefSeq names its product ring finger protein 112 (gene RNF112). The transcript is spliced from 14 exons. NCBI's taxonomy places the organism in Eukaryota, Metazoa, Chordata, Mammalia, Lagomorpha, Leporidae. The record is from RefSeq and is a predicted model, not a curated record. Gene Ontology annotation, biological process: protein homooligomerization; endoplasmic reticulum organization. Bases 1 to 1899 code for a protein of 632 amino acids. Gene Ontology annotation, molecular function: GTP binding; GTPase activity; metal ion binding.